Messenger RNA from Athene cunicularia (burrowing owl), 2610 nucleotides. It is a transcript of the gene SRSF10, whose product is annotated as serine and arginine rich splicing factor 10. The record is from RefSeq and is a predicted model, not a curated record. Lineage: Eukaryota; Metazoa; Chordata; Aves; Strigiformes; Strigidae. The transcript is spliced from 5 exons. Gene Ontology annotation, molecular function: RNA binding. The annotation marks the transcript as partial.
AGGUCUGAAGACUUGCGCCGUGAAUUUGGUCGUUACGGGCCUAUAGUUGAUGUAUACGUUCCACUUGACUUCUACACUCGUCGUCCCAGAGGAUUUGCUUAUGUUCAAUUUGAAGAUGUCCGUGAUGCAGAAGAUGCUCUCCAUAAUUUGGAUCGAAAGUGGAUUUGUGGUCGGCAAAUAGAAAUCCAGUUUGCACAGGGGGAUCGGAAGACACCAAACCAAAUGAAAGCCAAGGAAGGGAGAAACCUAUACAGUUCUUCUCGUUACGAUGACUAUGACAGAUAUAGGCGAUCUAGAAGUCGGAGUUACGAAAGGAGACGGUCUAGAAGUCGUUCUUUUGAUUACAGCUAUAGAAGAUCGUAUAGUCCCAGAAACAGUAGACCUACUGGAAGACCUCGUCGUAGCAGAAGCCAUUCGGACAAUGAUAGGUUCAAACACCGCAAUCGAUCUUUUUCAAGAUCUAAGUCCAAUUCAAGAUCACGAUCCAAGUCACAGCCCAAGAAAGAAAUGAAGGCUAAAUCACGGUCUAGGUCUGCAUCUCACACCAAAUCUAGAGGCACCUCUAAAACAGAUUCUAAAACACACUAUAAGUCCAGCUCAAGAUAUGAAAAGGAGUCGAGGAAAAAAGAACCAGCUAGAUCCAAAUCACAGUCAAGAUCACAUUCUAGAUCUAGGUCAAAAUCCAGAUCAAGGUCAUGGACUAGUCCCAAGUCCAGUGGCCACUAACAGUGUAUCCAUGUUGGUUUAGGCAUGUAAGAUUCAUUUACACACAGUUCAGUUUACUUAAAUUAUCAGGAAUAUGAUGUUGCAACAGCGCUAAAAAAUAUUUUCUUUGUCAGUUUUCCCUGUAGCCGACAAUGGUUAAAAUUAAAACAGUGUUGAGAAGCCACUGAGAGAGAGAGAGGGAGAGAAUGUCCACUUGGUUAAAUGUCAUGGGCAGCUACUGAUUUGGUUGUGGUGUCUCUAUGUAUAUUUUUGUAAAGAUUUGCAUUUUUAAUGCUUAGAUAUUGGUGAUGACUUGACUGAUCGUAACUUGCAACAUUGUCCUAUUAAAAAUGUCAUACCCAUAGAGAAAUUGGUACCAGUUUGUGCUGAACAGUUAAACCAACCGUUUAACUUGUUCCUUAAUGCUAAACUUUGUGAUAAAAUGGAAAACUGGACAGCUGUAGUGCAACACUGACUGCUGUGAAAUGCAGACUGGCAGUUUUAUGUUUCCGUUGUUCAAAGGCAGGUUUCUGUGUUCUCCGUGCCCACUGACACAAGUAGGUUGGUAAAUGGAGCUCUAUGGAGAGAUAUUUUUGAGAUUUCUCUUUAACCCUGCCAUCUGCAGAGAUGGUACUAACAUUGCAUGUACUACAUGGGGAGAGAGUUGGUCUUGGAAACUCAUGCAGUGUCGUGACUUGUCAGGAUAGAGGCUUCACUGCUUUCGACCUGGCUGCUAGUACUAAAUGUGUGAGGGGAAAAAAAACACCUUGAAAUGGAAAAUUAAAUUCAGAUUUCAGCAAAUGGCAGAGCAACUAAAUAUUAGGUUGUGUGUACAUUUUAUGCAGUUUUUGUAUCUAUUCUAAAUUUUAGUGAGCAGUUAACCAUAAAAUUGCUUAGUUUUCCUGCUGUUAGAUACAAGUAGAUUGUUUCAAGUUGUGUGUGUACAGUAUAUAAGAACUAAACUUUUAUGCCAAUGACUCCUGUGGUUAGUUGGUGUAUUCAUAGGUAUAAAACUGUAGCCAUCUCUCUUCCUGAGUAACAAAGGCUUGCUUUUACACAUCAAAGUAUUUGGUCGAGCAAGUCUGAAUCACUUCUUCCUCAGAAUGGAUAGUGGUUUGGUUACAAGAUUUCAUUUUACGUAAGAGCAAAUGUUUGAAGUUGGAUAUGAACAAGAGCUGCAUCUCUAGCUAUUUAGUUUAUCACUAAUACAGUAUAUUUAGUAAAUUGAAUGUGAAAAAUAACAAAACCAGUGUGUAAUCUUACCAGUAUUUCUCUAGAAGGCAAGAUACUUUGUUAUGAAAAUGGCUUUUGGCAUUGUUUUUUCUAUUUACCUUCAAAAGCCAGCAUCAAACACCUAGUGUUCCUCACUGUCUUAUGUAGUAGCAUAUAAAGACAUUGAUUUCAAAAAGUUCCUUUUUAGAGAAAUGUCUUAGGUUUUGGUUUCAGUGUUUUCAGCAGGGCCUUUAAAGAAACACAGAUGGCUUUUAAAUAUUGGCAGUGGAACGUGCUUAGGAGGUUGAUCCUAGAAUCUUUGUACAUUUGAUAGUAUUUCUAACUUUUUCUUUACUGUUUGCAGUUAAUGUUCAUGUUCUGCUAUGCAAUCAUUUAUAUGCACGUUCCUUUAAUUUUGUAGACUUUCCUGGAUGUAUAGUUUAAAAACAGCAAAAAGUCUAUUUAAAACUGUAGCAGUAGCGUGCAGCUCUAGCAGAGGAAAGUUGUGGGAUUAAACUUUGUAUUUCCUUUCUUAUAGAGGCUUCUAAAAAGGUAUUUUUAUAUGUUCUUUUUAACAAAUAUUGUGUACUACCUUUAAAACAUCAAUGUUUUGAUCAAAAUAACUAAAGACCCAGCUUAUUUUCUGCUUGCUGUAAAUUUAGCAAACAUGCUGUAAUAAAAAAAUGAAGGAAA